Molecule: messenger RNA, 1827 nt
Organism: Coffea arabica (coffee)
Lineage: Eukaryota; Viridiplantae; Streptophyta; Magnoliopsida; Gentianales; Rubiaceae
Product: putative late blight resistance protein homolog R1B-17
Molecular function (GO): ADP binding
Source: RefSeq, a predicted model, not a curated record
AUGGAGAUAUCCUUCCGCAGUAGCACUAGUUGCUUUGAGUUCGCAAUAGAAUUUCUUGGCUGGAUGUAUGAAACCAUCUUAGCGUUCGAUUCUCUUAUCUCGAACCUGAAGAAGGGGGUGAGACUAUUACAAAGCUUUGACCUGUAUCUGACAAAGUGUAGGAGGAGGAACCAUGAAACCUGUUUGGAACAAGAUGAGGAGGAGAAGGAUGUUACGUCUUCCAGAAUUCAAGAUCUGAUUAUCAGGAGAAUGGAAGGUCUUGAAUUUGCUUGCAGCGAAUACUUGAUUCAUUCUCGUUCGCCUGAUUGGACUCAUAUUGAAGGUGAGCUCACCAUAUUCUUGGAAGCGAUCAAGUUGUUUUUCGAAACAGAUAUCAACGAAUCGUGCAUCAACUUUCUGCUGGACUGUUACUGGCUGCGAGAUCCAGAGCUAGUUAUUGAUUUCAUUGAUUCAGUUUCCGAGAAUCUGGCAGAAAUUGACGAAUCCCAUUUCAAACGCCUUGACAAGAAGCUAAUGUUCUUGAAGAGUUUCAUUCGCUUUGCCAUAUUUUGCGGUAUCGAGGGUCAGAAAUCGAUAGAUCUCUUGAUUCAUGCUGAAGUGGUGGCUAUCAAUGCAUUACACGUGUUUUCUAUAUGGUGGUUCGACAGCGGUACAUACAAUGGAGAAGUAUGGAAGAAAACAGAACUUCAAAUUUGUCGACUAAUAAGUGAGAAGAUUAAUCUCGGUAAUCCCCAGGUCCGAGAAACUUACAACCAUGUCUUGACUCUAGCAAAGUUGUCAAGAUCAUCAGACAUUUUAGCUCUGGAGAAGAAUAAGCAUCUAGUAGCUGACUUUAUGGAUGAUCUCAUUACCAAUAUUAUGGAGCUAGUAGAAUCUUGUACCAAUACUUUGGUUCCGAUUAUGAAUCAAAUGCUAAAACUCCUUGAGGGGCUAAGAUUCCUGACAAUCCUUCUCAGGCAUCAGGAGAAGUUCAAAGAGCUAUGCCAUGAAAUGAAGAACCUUAUUGUAGUUGUGGCCUGUGAUGCAGCGGUUGUAAUUAUCUCUCUUUCUGUGAAUCAAAUCGAAGAAGGCUUGUCCAAGGAAACCGAUCUUGCUCUUUUUCAUUUGCUCAAAGUGCUCAAGUUUGUAAGGGCAGAAUUUACACAGGUCGAUCCACUAACACCGGUAUCAGGAUUUGGUUUUCCUAGGAUCAGUGAGUUGGGAUCUAUGGAUUUUCUCCUAAGAAAUCUGAAGGAACUAGCAAGGUCCGAUGAAAUUAAUGGUUCAAAUGCUUUUCCAGUGGAUACAAUCCAGACGAUCCAAGAAGAUUUUGAAUUCUUAAGAUCUUUCCUGGAGAAAAUCAAGGAACAGCGCAAUCAGAACGAAAAACUCCAAGCUUUCUGGAGUCGUGUUAUGGAGGUUGCCUAUAAAGCAGAGUUAGUGAUCGACUGGACACUUAUUGGUGAUGGACGUGAAUAUUUUUUGGAUGAUGUUGCUAGAGAUAUCAAUGUUAUGAAGAUUGAGGCUCAAGAGAUCUAUGAUAGGAUAAACUAUGUUGGUGAAACCAAGAGAGUCACCAAGACUUUCACUCGCAUGCCAUCAAAACUUACCGCUGCCACGUACAAUGAAGGUCUGGUGCGUCUCGACAACGAGGUCGAAACUAUCACUCAAAGACUUACAAAAGGGGCAAGGCAAUUGGAUGUUGUUCCUAUCGUGGGUAUGCCUGGGCUUGGUAAGACCACAUUAGCCACUAUAAUUUACAGCUCUUCUUCAGUAAUGUUGCACUUCCAUAUUCGUGCUUGGUGUAUUGUUUCUCAAGCAUAUAGCAUGCACAACUUGUUAGUUUAG